This is a messenger RNA of Raphanus sativus (radish), 1605 nucleotides long. Its product is annotated as transcription factor SRM1. Gene Ontology annotation, molecular function: DNA binding. The record is from RefSeq and is a predicted model, not a curated record. The transcript has 2 exons. The coding region runs from base 499 to 1422 and encodes 307 amino acids. Lineage: Eukaryota; Viridiplantae; Streptophyta; Magnoliopsida; Brassicales; Brassicaceae.
GUUUGAACUUCCCCUUUCUUAACAAAUGACAUUUUGACCUCUCUCUCUCCCUCGCUCUCUCUCCCUCGCUCUCUCUCCAGGCAUCAGCUUCUCGCAAUCCCUACAAAAACCCAAUAAACCCCUAAUCUCUCCUUCCCUUCUCUCAAAGUUGCAACCUUUAACUGCCAAUCCCUCUCUCUCUCUCUCUCUCUCUCUCUCGGGUGCUCUGUUCUUAGCUCCUCAGUAGAGUACGGCAAAAGAUAGCUUCUUGUAGGGUUUAUUCGCCCUUAUUCUUAGCGUAAUUCGAUUCUCCGUGAUUCUCUCUAGAUCUCCCUAGUCUACUUGAAUCGUUGGAUUUUGAUUUGGUAUUAUCACAGUAGAGGAGGAUCUGAGUAUUUGAUUAGUUGGGGGAACGCUAAAGAUUCGAACUUUGAAUAGAAUCUCAGAUUUUGCAGUGGUGCUUAGUGUAAGAUUCUAUCGAAUUUUCAGGUGGGUUUAGGGUUUGAUUGUGUAAAAAAGAUGGCUGUGGAGGAAGUUAGUGAUGGUGGUUCUGCUGCGUGGAGCAGGGAAGAUGAUAUUGCGUUCGAGAGAGCUCUUGCUAGUCAUACAGAUGAAUCAGAUGAGAAGUGGGAGAAGAUUGCUGCUGAUGUUCCGGGGAAGAGUGUUGAGCAGAUUAAAGAACAUUACGAGCUUUUGGUCGAAGAUGUUAGUAGGAUUGAAUCUGGAUGUGUGCCACUUCCUGACUAUGGUUCUUCUCCUGAAGGAUCUAAUGGUCAUGAUGGUGGUGGUGAUGAUGGAGGUAGCGGUAAGAAGGGAGGGAACAGUCAUGCGGGCGAGUCUAACCAGGGGAGUAAAGCGAAGUCAGAACAAGAACGACGAAAGGGUAUUGCCUGGACAGAGGAUGAACACAGGUUAUUUCUUCUUGGUUUGGAUAAGUAUGGGAAAGGUGAUUGGCGUAGCAUAUCUCGCAACUUUGUGGUAACAAGAACACCAACCCAAGUCGCAAGCCACGCUCAGAAGUACUUCAUCCGUCUAAACUCAAUGAACAAAGACAGAAGACGAUCAAGCAUUCACGACAUCACCAGUGUUGGCGAUGCAGAUGUCUCAACUCAACAAGGACCCAUCACUGGUCAGAACAACACCAGCAACAACCACAACAACAACAACACAGGUUCUGCUGUUGCUGUUGCUGGAGGAGGAAACAAACCAGCCAAGCAAGCCUCCUCUCAACCACCACCAGGACCUCCUCCUAUGUAUGGAACAACACCCAGCAUAGGUCAACCAGUAACUGGACCGCUGGUCUCAGCAGUUGGCACGCCAGUGAACCUCCCAGCUCCACCUCACUUGGCUUUUGGAGUCCAUGCUGCUCCAGUCCCUGGUGCACCGGUGAACAUGGGUCAGAUGCCCUACACCGUGCCGCGUACACCAACUGCUCAUAGGUAACGUCUGAAGAAAACCGUUUGGUGUAGUAGUGUGUGCUCUACGGUUUAGGUGUAAGAAAGAUGUAUAAAGGAUUUUAGUGAAUAUUCAAAGCUUGUUCCUUGAGUUGAGUUUUUUUUUCUUUCUUUGUUACUUUAGUUUGUUGGGGAUUUUUACGAUUUUCGAAUAAAAGAUUAAAGAUCAUCA